GGUCACGAUUGUGGACUUGUAAUUUUCUCACGUCGGGGUCUUCUCUCUCGCCCGCAACGAUGGCCUCAAGUCGCUAUCGCUCUGAGGUCCGACCGCUAGUCAAGCGCCUCAAACAGCUCCCCAUCAGCUCCUCCAGUGCGAGAGCGAAUACCAUCGCCACCAAAAUCGCGCCUCUGAUAACCUCCGAGGCGACUUUCCAGGAGCUCACCAUCGAUCCUUUCCUGCUGCCCGCCGACAGCUGGAAUAUCUCGAACUCUAUCGUCUCGCGAGCGCUAGGAGCCUUGAAAGACGUGCAGGAGCUGCUGAGUGUUGACGAUCCCGGCAGGAGCGCGCUUCGCGAUCCCGUGCAGCGUUGCUUGGACCGCAUCUGGUUCCCUCUUGUCGCCUGGAUAGAAUUCUUCGUCCCGUGCAGCGGUUACAUCGACGUUAGAUCCGAGGCGUACGAGCAUGUCGAGGCGGUCUUGUACCUCCUUCUCGAGCUCGUUCGACAGAAGAACACAUUCUCCCAUUUACUCUCCCAAACACCCCAACUCUAUGGCCGUAUCAUGUGGCUCUGGCUUCACGUCCCCGAAUAUCUCCCGGGGGACGCAGACCAGCAGCUACGCUGUCAUGUGGUAUGGAAUAGUAUCCUCGUCGGCGCAGUGACCAAGACGAUUGCGCGGAACUCAUCGGGUUACGGCGUUGAAUCCAACGAGUCGGAGGAUCGAUACGCAUCGUCGCAAGCCAUCGCAGGCGUCCAUCACACUCCGCGACAGAUAUACAGGCUGGCAAUCAGGUCUGCAAGGCAGAUGAUUUACAAUGUCAAUGACCACGGCCUAACCUACUCCAGCGAAGCUUUCGGGCUCAUGGAACGUCAUCUGGCGUUGGUGAACGAUCUCGUUGUCUACGUCCUCCGCAUCGACAAUCACGCACGAGAUGUCGUCGCUGACUUGGUCCACUUGGCGCGAUCUCUGGAGGCACGGGCGUCGAGUCUCAUGGCCGCGGGAAGAGCUUGCUCCGUUCUUUGCGAGAUCUGGAUGAGCGCGUCGAGCAAUAGACCCUUAGUUUGGGCUCUGCGCGAUGGUGUCUUCCCCGUGCUCAUUAACGUCUCUCGGAGAUUAUCGCACGACGCGGGGUGGAGGUACCUAAUGGGGGGUUACCUCUGCAAAGUUGCCGCUCGCACCGCCCAUGCCCCAGUACUUCGUGCGUACAUGGCACACAAGGGUCGUGCAUCUCUCCGUACGGCUGGGUGUCUUGCCGAGAAAGCUUUGGGAGCACUGGACUCGCUAAAUGCGACACGAAUGGCGUGGUAUAAGGCGCUUUUUCCGCGUAAGUGCGCAGCUGAUGGAUGUACAAGAAAAGAUCGAAUUAAUCUUCGCCAAUGCAAAUGCAAGACUGUUUACUACUGCUCUGUGGAUUGCCAGGCGGAUCAUUGGACGAACGGGCAUCGUGAUAAUUGCCCUUACUCGAAAAGAGGGAUGCUGCGUUAUCCAACAAUCAUAGAAGAUGCUUCGUAUCUGUCGCACCGAGACGCACGAUUUCUUAUGUUACUGGCCAACGACCUAGUUUUCAAAGUAGACGUCAAGGAGGUCCUGUCGAAAGUCACGCGAAUGCGCCACACCCAGCCUUCUGGCACCAAACGUGAUGUCUUCGAGGUGGCUGCCGACUUCAGCGACAUGCCUCUGGAAAGUCCCGAGGUCAAAUACGUGGAUGAAGAUUCGGCAUUCGAGCAGCGGGAAGACGAGCCUACGAUUAUCAUAACGGCGACACUCUGUCCACUCCCAGAGCGUAGUAAGACUCCCGCACGCAUCAUUGCCUAGAGCUGUACACUGGAGGACCUUGAGCACUACGCCGAGGAGCGUGAGCGGCGAAGAACCGUAUCACAUGAGACGGCAAUGAAUUUAGAGUAAUGUUUGGAAUUCUCUUUGCCUACUCAAGCGCAAGUACAGUUAGCAAUACCAUGAAUCUAUAUACAGUACGAACUCGCGCUGGGGUCAUAUCACCUCGUUCAAGAGACCCUGCCAAAAAACAGCCUGCCUUCCGCCCCGCCCACUGGAUUUCCUCUUCAACCGCCGUGAUGGCUCGUCCCUCCGCUGCUUCAGUGUUCAGAUCCGCGACGCCAUUCCCCCUU
Molecule: messenger RNA, 2110 nt
Organism: Schizophyllum commune H4-8
Lineage: Eukaryota; Fungi; Basidiomycota; Agaricomycetes; Agaricales; Schizophyllaceae
Exons: 3
Coding region: 60-1799 (579 amino acids)
Source: RefSeq, a predicted model, not a curated record